AUUUUUACAAAAACGCUCUAACAAAUUCAACACAGAGCCAUGUGCAAGUUUGCUCAUCCCCCAAUGCAAGCUUAAUGAGAAUAAGUAUUGGGGCCAAUCCAUGGUUGUCUGUGGAUCUCUACAACGAUCGACGUAUGAGGAAGGAUGAGUUGCCGUUUAGGAAAUGCCGCUAGUUGCUUAUUGCCAAGUUGGAAUGUAUCAGGUGUUUGGUUUCUUGUCCUUGCAGGCGUGUCAUUGGCAGCUGUACCAACAGUAUUGGGCCUUCCCUCCUUUCGGGAUGCCAUACCCAAUGGCUACCGCGUUCCUAACCCAGAACCCCAAGGAGGUGUGUGGGCAGGCGUGGGGCAUGCCAAUGCAGGAGGUGGAUCCUUCCCUCUGAAUCCAUUUGGAAGAGACUUUUUGGCGGCAGGAUCCACUUGGACUGCAGAGCUGUGCCAACAAGAUUCCGAUGGCGAUGGACGUUCCAAUGGACAAGAAUUGGGGGAUCCCAACUGUACAUGGCAACAAGCUGGUCAAGAAGAAGAGCCAGAAGGACCGGCUCUGUCUCAUCCUGGAUUGGCAGAUCAAGUUCAGGACGGUGGACUCUUGGAUUCCUGUGAUGACUACUAUGAACCUCCCAAUGAUGCCUUGGAACUGAGGAUUCAAUUUUCCUUGCCCAAUGUCUUGAAUGGCACCACCAAUAGAACCACGUACAUGUGCGAACAAGUGCAACUCAGUACUCCUCCCGUGGACGGAGUCCUGGAUUACAGUCUGAUUCGAUCCCAUGUCUUUGACAAUCAUCCCAAUUUGCUGCAUCAUCUCGUACUCUACGAGUGCGACAACAGUGGCGUUAGCUCGGAUGGCAACAAGGUGGGAGAUGGCCCCUAUGUGUGUUCCGGUAUGGAAAGUCGAUGUUCCAUUUUGACCGGAUGGGCCCUGGGACGACUACCCACGUGUGAACCACCCAAUGUCGGCCUGGCAUUCAACUACUAUACCACAACAACAACAACAACAACAGACGGCACUAAUACUAAUAAAAAGGUGCUCAAGUUGGAGGCUCACUACGACAAUGCCUUGCGUCUUUCCAAUGCCAUGGAUCAAUCUGGAAUGACACUCACCGUGACGCCCACACUACGGACUCACGAGAGUGGACUGGUCCGGUUUGGAUUGGGAUUGCCCGAUGCCAACUUUGACUUGCCACCUGCAGAAUCAUCCUCCGAACUCGUGUCGGUGGAGGGAACCUGUCCUGGACAAGUCACUAUGCAAUUGCCGCAUCCCAUUUUUGCCUACGCGUGGUUCCCUCAUAUGCAUUACAUUGGACAAUCCAUGAUUACCGAACAUUAUCGAUGCGGGGUGAAGAUUGGAACCCUGGGCAAUAUCCAACGCUACGAAUUCGACAAUCAACAGUUGUACUCCUUCCCGGAGGUCAUCAAAAUAUUGCCCGGAGAUGUGCUCCACACAACCUGUUCCUACAAUACUUCCUCGACGACAACUACUACGAAAGGAGGGACAGAAACCAGUGAUGAAAUGUGUUACAACUUUAUUUAUUACUACCCCAAUUUACGAAACAGUUUGUCGGGCGUGGAAAACUUUUUUGCCACCUGCUUUGCCUUUGACCGUGGUAUCCGCGAGAACUGGUUGCCCUUGAUGUUUGGUGCCAUUCCCAACCACACCACACGAUUUGCUACUAUGAAUGAUGGCAUUGGAGGCUGGGCCGUUGAAUUGAACUAUACAUCGGAUCCCACCGUGGUGGUCAAUCCUUGUUGCGGUGACAACAAUGAUGAUUGCGAACAACUCUACUUGUCCAGUGACGGUGGUCCCUGUGCCGUGAACGACGACUGCACUAGUGGUUUGAUCUGUCAUCAAGCCGUGUGUGUAUCGGAGGACCAACCUUUGGAGAGCGCACCUUCGGAGAGUGACUCGUCUGCGGCAUCACCACGACCAGCUCGUACUUUCCAGCAGUGGGCAAUGUCGUCGUCCAUGGGAUUGGUUCUUUUGCUGCUGCGGCCAUGGCUGCUACUAUAGACUUGA
Molecule: messenger RNA, 2010 nt
Organism: Seminavis robusta
Lineage: Eukaryota; Bacillariophyta; Bacillariophyceae; Naviculales; Naviculaceae
Source: the annotation of a GenBank genome assembly